This is a messenger RNA of Macrosiphum euphorbiae (potato aphid), 1110 nucleotides long. The record is from the annotation of a GenBank genome assembly. NCBI's taxonomy places the organism in Eukaryota, Metazoa, Arthropoda, Insecta, Hemiptera, Aphididae.
AUGAAUACUGACCUAAAAUAUAUUACCCCAAGUGAUAAUCCGGUGAACCCGGCAAAUUCACCCUCUGCGGAGGCAUGGACCCAUGGAUUUUGGGGGGGUCCAUCAGUAUUCGUCAACCGGUCAGAGCUGUGCAGCCUGGCUGACGUGCCUUCGGGCAGAACUCAAACCGACGCGCCUUCGGGCAAAAAUCUGACAUACGCUAAUGACCCUAAUCUGACCAUAAUUGACGACGCUGGCUACGUCCUGUCAGCCAGAAGCACGCUGCGUCUCAAAGUCGGCGGAGACAAUGAGGACAAAAAUGGAGAGUGCGGUUCGUCCUUUAACACGCCGACUUUCCAAGGUAAACGUAGGAAACUCGCCGAGGACGACCUAAGUCCCGACCCGAGUGGCUCUCUGAGUACGCACGCUUUGGACAUUGAGAAGUACUCGGACGAGGUAAGCACGCAAAUUAUUGACUCCCGAGCGAUCCUCGAAGACAUGAUCAAAGAAACAAAGGUAGCUAGAAGAUGGGUAAGCACCAUCGGUCUCCAGCUUGACGAAAUCCUCGUUAGCAACAACCGCCUUGCUCGUACAAGCUAUAGAUUCCUCGGAAUGUGGGAAGAACAGCGCAGCGAACUCCGAGCGUUUCAGGAGCAUAUAAAUGACCUCCAUAGCGACAUGGGCGCUCUUAAGGAACGAUACAGUCAGUGCCAGGCCGACAGAGACAGUGCCAAGGCGGAAUUGGUAGCCCUCCGUGCGUCCGGCAGUUCUGCCCCCCAGCCGUUAAGUACGCCAACCAGGCUUAUACCGCCACCCGUGGAAUAUAUCGAUAUAGAUGAUGACACCAUAAUGGUAGUUAGUCCAUCCGGUUUAUCCUAUGCUGCUGCUGCAGCCAGACCGACAAUGUCGCCUUCCUAUUCUAGAAAGGAAAGGAAAAAACAGGAUGAUUUCCCUGUGCUUAAAACACCAUUAGCGCCAAGAAAAAGUGCCAAGGAUAGGCUGGGUACCAAAAAACCCCCAAAGACCACCGCGAAGCGCUUAGCGACGAUAAAAGCCAGGGACAGAUCCGCCAGGACAGGCCCAAGAUUCGAGGUCACAACGGGGGGUCGAGGGAUGGCAGGACCUUCGUAA